Molecule: messenger RNA, 3939 nt
Organism: Megalobrama amblycephala (Wuchang bream)
Lineage: Eukaryota; Metazoa; Chordata; Actinopteri; Cypriniformes; Xenocyprididae
Product: neoverrucotoxin subunit alpha-like
Exons: 7
Coding region: 175-2718 (847 amino acids)
Molecular function (GO): protein binding
Source: RefSeq, a predicted model, not a curated record
CCCCUCCAACCUCUGAUCAAGGGAAAGAUAAAAAAAGAAACAUUUCUCAGAAUACACUUUUUCAUGAGACAUUAGGAAUACGAAUAUUACUACAGAUCUCUGAUCAGCUUCAGACUUCAUCUCUUACCAUACCAAGAACAGAGACUUUCAGGUCUCCUUGUUGAUGAUUUCACGAUGUCAGCACUUUUGAUGUACCUGAAGCAGCCGAGCUGCAUCUACUGUGCAUAUCUAUGGUUGGCAACCCUAGCUGUGGUGAAUGCACAGGAAGUGUUACAACCCAAACCUGGUGAGGUUCAGAUUUUAAAUGAAGACUCUGGAGGACUUCACUUCUUAGCAGACCAAGGAAACACAAACUAUCCAGCCCUGGCAUCAGAGCCCAUUGAAGUGGCAGCUCUAGGAAGACCUCUGUUUCCUGGUAUGCUGUAUGACUGCCGCAAGGAUACCUUCAUUCCAGGUGUUACUCUGUGGGAUAAGAAGUCACUGAGUGAAGAUUUGGACAGUCGUUCAAAGCUUAUGACAGAUCUGAAGUUCAGUAGCUCAGACUCUCUCUCUAGUAAGUCCAGUCUCCUGGAUAUAAGUGCUUCGUUGAAGGCCAGCUUCUUGGGAGGGCUGGUGGGGGUGGGAGGAUCUGCCAAGUUCCUUCGUGACACCAAAUCCUCAAACCAACAGUUCAGAGUAACAAUGUAUUACAAAGAAACCACAAGAUUUGAACAGCUCACCAUGACCCAGCUCGGCCAGAUCACCUACCCUCAGGUGUUUGACCAGAAAACUGCGACUCAUGUGGUCACAGGUGUACUGUACGGAGCUCAGGCCGUCAUGAUGUUUGAUCGGACAUCUUCAGAAGAGGAAAACAAGCAGGAGAUUGAGGGAGAACUGGAUGUCAUGGUCCAGAAGAUUCCUCUAUUUUCCAUUGAGGGAAAAGGAGCUGUAGAAAUGACAGAUAAUGAUAAGAAAGUGGCUGAGAGCAUUGCCUGCACAUUUUAUGGUGAUUUCCGCCUUGAUCAGAACCCCACCACUUACAUGGAGGCCCUAGACGUGUACAAGAAGCUCCCCACUAUACUGAAGGAGAAUCCACAGAAUGCAGUUCCAAUAAAAGUCUGGCUCUAUCCUCUUUCUCUUCUGGAUAAAACAGCUGCACAGUUGGAGAGAGAAAUCACCACGCGUCUGGUUUCCAACACUGAGAAUGUAAUGGAGGGGCUGGGACAGGCAGAGAGGACAUGCAACGACCUCUCCAGAAAAACACUGGUAAAUGUUUUCAGAGACAUCAAAGACAGGCUGCAAUCAUUUCAGAGUUCAUUUAGCAGUCACAAGACAAUGCUCCUGAAAGCUGUCAGCAGGGUCUUGCCUGCUAUACGAGGAGGAGGGAUGGAGGAGAAGUCACUGGAAGACAUCCUGAAGAUCCACUAUAGCUCCCCUUUCAAUGCUGACAUGCUUAACCAGUGGUUAGAUCAUGCAAAGUUUGAACUUAACCUCUUGAGUUCUCAAACCAAGCUGUUGGAGGGAAUCAAAAUUGAAGACUCAAAUCAUCUCAAGACCAUCCUCCUUAAUCCUGACAUUGAUGUUUUGGUGUGCUUGACCUUCACAUCUCUGAAGUAUGAAGACCCGUAUCUUUCAACCCAGAAGAAUUUUCUUGAAUCUGACAAGUUUAAAGAGCUAGAUGUGGAAAUGAAACCGCAUUCUAACACGUUAGCAUCAGAAGAGUGGUUCAAGAAUCCUGAUGUCAUCUCAAAGAUGAGAGAGAACUUGUCUCUUUUCAAAAGUUUUUCAGAGGCUAAUAAAGAUGAAAAGAGAUACCGAUUCAUUAUUUCUGCCAUCUCCGAUCCAUCCAGUCCAGGCUCCUCCAUCUAUCUGUAUGAAAAAGGGAAGCUGACAAACACACAGUUCCAGCCUGUGUCGAAGCCUCCCCCACCAGAAGUGAAGGACGUAAAGGAACACAGUGUGUCCCUGAAACUGCAGAAGUCCCCAACUGGAGAAACUGUGCAGUACAGAGUGGAGUAUAAGGAGGUAAAAGCAGCUGAGGAACAGUGGCUUGUUAAAAACACACCUGAUAAAGACUUUACUCUGACUGAGUUGGAGUUUGGAAAGCAGUACUUGAUCCGCUACAGGAUUGUGGGUAAAGUGGGAGUGAGUGAAGCCAGUGACACUAUCGGCCACAUAGAAACUGUUCCCAGGACCAGGAACGACUUCCUAAAAUAUUCCCGUCAGCUCACUCUGGAUCUGAACACAGUGAAUAAACACCUCCGUCUGUCUGAGAGCAACAGAGAGAUUACUAACACUUACCCAGAGACUCAGUCAUAUCCUGAUCAUCCACACAGAUUUGAUGAAUUUCAUGUGCUGUGUAGAGAGAGUGUGAGUGAUCGACGCUCUUACUGGGAGGUUGAGUGGAGUGGAUAUGUGUCUAUAUCAGUGUCAUAUAAUAGCAUCUGCAGGAAGGAAACGGGUAAAGUGUGUCGAUUUGGGUGGAAUGAUCAUUCCUGGAGUUUGUUCUGCUCUAUCUUCAGUUACUCAUUCAUACACAAUGACAUAGAGACUAAACUCCCUGUAAAGCCUGUCAGACAUGGUAGAACAGGAGUGUAUGUAGAUCACAGGGCAGGAACUCUGUCCUUCUACAGCAUCUCUGGAGACACAAUGAGCCUCAUCCACACAGUCCAGACCACAUUCACCCAACCGCUUUAUCCUGGGUUUACUGUUCAUACUGUAUCUUCAGUAAAACUGUAGAUGAAUCAGAACAGACUGUACAGAGAUUCUACCCAUAAUUCUUUGAGCUCAUGAUGAAUCAGUGACAGUGAGAUGUUAUAUUUGAACUCCGGCCCCUCAAUCAUCUUCAUCUGGCCCGAGAGCAACCCAACCUCCCUCCUCCUCUUUUCCUGGUGGUGCGGCUAAAUUUAAAUAAGUUUUGGUGUGCAUAUGAUACACACCACUAAUGCUACCCAAGAUUACCAAGCGUAAUAUAUAAAUGCGAAAAACUGCGUAUAAUAUGCAUGCCAAAACUCAUUUUGCCAUAUAUUUUCUAUGAGACUUCACGCACGUACUAUUGAUACACAUACUAUUGAUCAGGUUGGGUGGCCACAGUGGCGCCUGUAGCUGCACUGUUCGUACCAUGCACGCUCCUCCAACUGACCUGAGAAAAGUUUUCGGUGUGAAUAUUUCAGCAGUUAUUAUGUGUGUCCAUAUUUCUGUUGACUGAACCAGCGAUACCAGUCAUUCGUGAAUUAAUCAUUCUUAUGUCUCGAUUCUUUUCCGUGAAUUGCCCAAACACGCUUGCAUAACAAUCUGAAAUGAUUUGGAUUCGUUUGGACCGCUAUGUCACUGAAUCAUCUGAAGUUGUUUCUCAGUCAGUAACAACAAAUACAGAACAAAUAGCGUUGUUUUCAGGCAUUUCACUAGUUUACUUUGAACUACGCAGCGCGGCUCAGUGGAUAACGGAAGGAAAGCUUAAAGGAGCUGCGUUUGGUCCCAGUCAUUAUAAACGGUGAUGCGACAUCCGGUGAGAAGUGUUUCAAUUAGACACACACCUCUUACAAACCACAAAACACUCAAUGAUUCCCAACAAGACUGAUGAGGAAUACAGGAGAAACAUUGUGCCAUGAAUGAAGAUAGAAGACUUUUAAAUCCCACCAUCACAAACAUUUACCAUGAAUGAACUGUAGUAAUUUACCAUGGAUUAUGGAAAUAUAAUAUCAUUUGACAGUGGUAGUGAGUAGCCAUGUACGGUUUGAGCUGUGGUUACCAAGUCUGACUGUCAGAAUAUUUGCAUUUAAGCUUAUAAUCAUUAUAAAUAAAUAAUGUACCAAUAAGAAACCCACCCGCCACCUCAACUUUUUGAUUUGAUAAUCCUGCCCUUGAGUGAAACUACUUGAAAAGCCCUGUUAUAGAGUCUCCUUAUUAAAUUAAUACUGUGACACUGAAAUAUGUCAGAAUAAAAGUGUGUGACACAGA